This is a messenger RNA of Pseudogymnoascus verrucosus, 1440 nucleotides long. RefSeq lists its product as uncharacterized. The transcript has 5 exons. The record is from RefSeq and is a predicted model, not a curated record. NCBI's taxonomy places the organism in Eukaryota, Fungi, Ascomycota, Leotiomycetes, Thelebolales, Thelebolaceae. Gene Ontology annotation, molecular function: DNA binding. The coding region runs from base 1 to 1440 and encodes 479 amino acids. Gene Ontology annotation, biological process: DNA integration; DNA recombination.
AUGAAGCUCUCAAAGGAUGAACUACUGGCAGAUAUCGAGCAGCAGCGAUCAACGAAGAAACGUCCACCAAAAGUUGCCCCUCCAACAAAGAGAGGAUACACUUCUAUCCUCUCGCUAUGGCAACACUUUGCAUUGCGUAUUGACCAGCCAGCGCCGGUCCCAAGCGCAGGUUGCAUGAAGAGCUUCUUCAAAAUGUUAGCAAUCGAGCAUAAAGGGAUGCUAGGCCCACAUCUCUCCCUCAACACCUUAUGCCCAUACGUUACACGCCUUGCAACAGCGUACAAGCAUGAACACGAUAUUGAGAUUCCACAGAGGGUAGUCAAGGAAGUGAAAGAUUGGAUUAAGUCAGACUUGAAAGUUUUGCUCGCUCUCAGUAGCAAGGCCCGCCCGAAGCCAAUGGCGGACUCGCAAGAUCUCGAAGUGCUUAUUCGUUACUUGUGGGUACAGGACAAGCACAGUUACCGAAACCAACUCGACCGCGUUAAGCUGCAGUUCUUUCUUCUAUGCCUUGCAUACACUGUAGCCCGGCCAGGUGCGGUCGUCGUAUCAGAUUCAUAUCGAAACAGCAAUGAAGCUAUAACUUACAGAGAUUUGAAAUUCCACCUCACUCAGGAUGUCGAAGGCGGUCCACCUCAGAUGAGCCUCACAAUUACCUUCAAACUUAUGAAGGGGGACAGAGAUGAGGAGGAUGAAUUUGUGACAAUAACGCUCUGGGAGGACCGGGUCUAUCCACACUUAUGCCCAAUUAUGCCAUUUCUUACCUUAGCAUACGAACACGACGCAUUUGAUAUUAAGCCAGAAGAGCUUUUUUGCGCUACGUUAGAUCGUAGCGUUGUUGAAGUCCCUCUUAAAGAUGAGGUCUUAGAUAUGCCCCUUUUUCGAGCAGCGGACAGGACGGCUGCAUGGACAUACGCUGCUUCUUACCGCGCCUUGACAGAGCUUGCAUACCGUGCAGGAUAUAGAUGCCAAGUAACUUCAUACGCUAUUAGGCGCGGAGCUGCAAAUAUUCUAGAAAAGUCCGCAACAUGGGCAGAAACAGGCAUCUUGAUGGGUCAUAAGAAUCCCAAGGUGUUGCAAGCACGCUAUGUCAACAAACAUGUCGGUGUUGACUUACAAAGCCUGUUCCAUAAAAGAACUGCAAAGACUGAUCGUCUACGGCCGUUGCGCAGCUUAGCUGCUGAACACUUCCCAGGCGCACCAUGCGACCUCCGCGGUACGGACCUGCAUCAGAAGCUCAGGGAACACCCUAAAUACAUUGAGCUUCGCCAGGAAUGGCAGGACCUUAAGCAGAGCGCGGCAAGCGCGGCCCUUGUCAAAGCUGCGAAAACAAAGAUGGAUGUGGAAUUAGCACGUCUUAGAAGAGUUGAGGCAAAGAAGCUUAGCAAAAAGCGUAUUCCCCUCCGUGCCUCCGUAGCCCUCUGCGUCUCAAAUUCCUGCUAG